AUGGUCCAAUUAUCAAUAGAAAAAGCCAAAUCAGCAAGAUCUUCUUGCAAAUAAUGCAAAUAGAAGAUCGCAAAAGAUGAAGUGCGUGUAGGAAUAAGUAUUUCUAAAGGAGACUAUGAUGAAACUUCUUGGUAUCAUGUUUCAUGCUUUUCUAAGACUAAAUUUGCAGGAUCUAAAGACAUCGAAGAUUUAGAUGGCUACAGUGCCUUAUCAGGAACAGAACAAGCAGAAGCCAAAAAGAAUUUUGAUAAGGGAGCCAAAGCUGCUAAAGGUAAAGCAAAGGGUAAAAAAGGAUCAAAAAGUGAAUCAGAUGAGCCUGAAAGCGGAGACGAAAGUGAUGAAGACUCUGGAAAAGGUAAAAAUGGUGCAAAAAAAGGAGCUGCCAAAAAGGGAAGCUCUGGAGGUGCCUUAGCAGGCUAUACAGCAGCUGAAAAAGCAAAAUAUGAAAAGUAUUAUGAAGAAGCUUUAAAAUUAUCUGUUGCUGCUAUCAAAUAAGCUCUCAAAAAGAAUGGUAUGACUCAAAAUGGAAAUAAACAAGAAAUCGCUUCAAGAAUGGCUGAUUGCUAAACUAUGGGAACUCUCCCAAAUUGCUCAAAAUGUGGAGGAGGUAGACUUAGAUUUAACUAACAGGAUGGUACUUACUUCUGCAAGGGCUACAUGGAUGAUGCAGAUUUUGUCAACUGCUCAGCAAAAUAUCCCAAAAGUGAAAUCACUCGUGGCACUUGGACUGAUUGA
Molecule: messenger RNA, 735 nt
Organism: Tetrahymena thermophila SB210
Lineage: Eukaryota; Ciliophora; Oligohymenophorea; Hymenostomatida; Tetrahymenidae
Product: poly polymerase and DNA-ligase Zn-finger region family protein
Exons: 1
Molecular function (GO): zinc ion binding; DNA binding
Source: RefSeq, a predicted model, not a curated record